Moneuplotes crassus is the source of this 1236-nucleotide messenger RNA. The record is from the annotation of a GenBank genome assembly. Lineage: Eukaryota; Ciliophora; Spirotrichea; Euplotida; Euplotidae.
AUGUUAUCAAAGACUUCUGUUCACAGCAAAAUCUUGAAGCUAAGAAGCCUCGCUAAAGCGUCUGCAACGGCAAGAGCAAUGAGCACCUCUGUAGCCCAGCCUAAGGUCAUCACUGAGUACCUUAGUGAUGAGGUAUUUGAGUUUGUGAUGAAUAAUCCAAGGAAACAUAACGCUAUUGAUCUUGACAUGUACGAUAUGCUAUGGCAACAACUCAGGAAGUGGGAAAACCAAGAGCAGCCAACCCCGAAGGUCAUUUUCGUCAAAGGAGCGGGAGGUCAAGCGUUUGCUUGUGGAGGAGAUGUAGUUAGUAUCUAUGAAGGCUCUUUAGUAGGGCAGCAUGCACCAAUUCUUACAGAGUUCUUCUACAAAGAAUAUAUUUUGGACUAUGCUCUUACACAAAUGAAGCCUAUACAGAUCUCUGUCUGGAAUGGUAUUGUUAUGGGAGGAGGCGUUGGAAUCUCCUCACUUUCUCCAAUCAGGAUAGCCACUGAAAAGACCAUCUAUGCUAUGCCUGAGACAGCUAUAGGGUUCUUUACCGAUGUUGGAGGGAGUUAUUUCCUGUCAAGGCUUAAUAAUAACAUUAGUCUUGGUCUUUUCCUUGGCAUCACUGGCCAUAGGCUCAAAGCUAAAGAUCUUCUCAAGUGGGGAGUUGCCACAAACUACGUUGAGACUUCUAACCUUCCUUCUUUGUAUGAGGAUGUGGUCAAACACACUACUCAAGAUACUAGUUUGGAACAAAUUAAGGAAAUAGUUGAUAGAUAUUCAGACAAUGAUGUCAGCGAAUUAACCAUUCCAGAGGAAACUAUUAACUAUUGUUUUGCUCCAAAGCCUAUCCAUACCAUUGUACAGAGACUCACAGAGGUAGUGCAAGGAGAGGUAGAGGGACUAGACUCAGACUUUGCCUCCUAUUGGCUUGAAGCUAUUCGAAAAUUCUCUCCAAUUAGUUGAGGUGUAGUCACAGAGCAAAUCCUAAGAGGCCAGCAUAUGAAUCUAGAAGAUGUAUUUAAAAUGGAAUACAGCUUAGCUCGGAGAUUUGCACAACACGGAGAGUUUUUUGAAGGAGUCAGAGCUCUGCUUGUUGACAAAGAUCAAAAUCCAAAAUGGGCUCAUUCAUGCAUUGAAGAAGUAACUCAAGAAGAAAUUGAUGCUUUCUUUGAAAGAUAUGAAGACCUACCUACAGAUUUACCAAAGCUCUACAGAGACGACAUCCAAUUUAACGAAAGCGAUUUUCAAUAA